AUAUUGUUCUUGAUUACACAACCAGACAAAUAUAUACAAAACAAAAGCAUAACAUGACUUAGAAUGUACGAAAGGACACAUACUUUUUACAAUCAGUGAAAUGAUGAUAAUGGAUCAGUUCAAAAAAAAUAAAAUAAAAAGAAUGAUGACAAUGGGACAAGGGCAUCAGCUCAGUAUGGCAAGUUGGCAACUGUUUUUAACAGUUGCUUCUUCAUAAAUCAAGAAAGUGAAAUUUAUUUUAAAAUCUUAUUGGUAUUAAUGAUUAUUAGUAUUUUCCUUUCUCUCUUGCUAGACAUGUCUGCCUUUUGGCUUUUAUUUCAAGUCGCUGACACUCCAUUAAAUCCCCACAGUUGUCCACCAUUGAGAAGUCCUUAUCUCUCAGAGCAAGAAAACAAAAGAAAAACAACACCGAGAAACCAAGGAAAUCAAGAAAGCAAGAAAAUGUCCAUAUUAAUACUAUCCCUCUCCUCCUGAAUGUUUUCUUCUUUCCUUUUAUCAUGGCCAAUCCCGUCCAAGCUGAAACCACCGCAAGAAACACCGCCAAACGCCAAAGACUGACCCGUCUCCACCAGCAGCAGCCGGAUCUGAUACCAGGUCUACCUGACCAUGUAGCUCAACUAUGUCUUUCCCUUGUGCCUCCGUCUUUGCUUUACUCGGUUUGUCACUCAUGGAGACGCUUAAUCUAUUCACCUGCUUUCCCUCCUUUUCUCUCUCUUUAUGCAGUUUUAUCAUCAAUCAAUACAGAUCGAUACGGCGAUUGUAGCAAUUCGAUCAAAUUCUUCAACUUUGAUCCCAUCUCUUCCACAUGGGAUCUUCUCCCUCCGCCACCGCCGGACCCUCCUCUCCGUCCUAUCAUCCGCCAUCCAUCAUUCAUAUCCCGACACUUGCCUAUUCAAUCUGUUACUGUCUCAGGUCAUCUCAUCCUCUUAGCUGCGACAACCGAUAACUUCUAUCCAGCACUUUCUCGUCCUUUCAUCUUUAACCCCGUUUCGCGUAGAUGGUCUUUCGGGCCUCCGCUUACAACACCACGCCGUUGGUGUGCGGCUGGUGCUAUCAAUAACAGUACCGUAUAUGUAGCGAGUGGGAUCGGGUCGCAAUUCUCUGCUGACAUAGCAAAGUCGGUCGAGAAAUGGGAAUUUCUUCGCGACGAGAAAAGGACAAGAAGUAGUAACCAAAGUUGCUUGUGGAAAUGGGAAAAAGUGAAAGGCCUAAAAGAUGGAAGAUUUAGCAGAGAUGCUAUAGAUGCAAUAGGGUGGAGAGGGAAACUGUGUAUGGUGAAUGUAAAAGGGGACGCAGCAAAAGAAGGGUUGGUCUACGAUACGAAGAAGGAUCUAUGGGAGGAUAUGCCUAUAGGAAUGCUUGCUGGGUGGAAAGGACCAGUGGCAGCAAUGGAUGAGGAAGUGAUGUAUGUUGUCGAUGAAGUAAAGGGUGCAUUAAGAAAGUACGAUCCAAGUAAAGAUGUAUGGGAGAAUAUAAUAACGGAGUCGGAGAAUUUUAAAGGAGCACAGCAAAUUGCUGCUGCAGGCGGUAGAGUGUGUGUUGUUUGUGAAGGUGGAAAUGGGAUUGCGGUGGUGGAUGUAGUGGCGGCGCCUGUCAGACUAUGGACGAUGGACACGCCUCCGGGGUUUGAGGCUGUGGCUGUCCAUAUAUUGCCUAGGAUGAGCAAGCCGGAACUUGGAUUUCCGGUACCUCCUUAGGUAUAUACAUUUCUUGAAGUUUUGUUAAUGAAAAAUUUGAAAACUGUUUUAUUAAGUUUCUUUUUUGCAACACUUUUAGUAAUUAUUGGUUUUCUCUAACAAAUUGAAAAUAAAUUUAUUCAUUUCUUAAAAGUAAA
Molecule: messenger RNA, 1834 nt
Organism: Ricinus communis (castor bean)
Lineage: Eukaryota; Viridiplantae; Streptophyta; Magnoliopsida; Malpighiales; Euphorbiaceae
Product: F-box/kelch-repeat protein SKIP25
Exons: 1
Coding region: 498-1697 (399 amino acids)
Molecular function (GO): protein binding
Source: RefSeq, a predicted model, not a curated record